Anguilla rostrata (American eel) is the source of this 3645-nucleotide messenger RNA. RefSeq names its product nuclear receptor subfamily 1 group D member 1-like. Gene Ontology annotation, cellular component: nucleus. Gene Ontology annotation, molecular function: nuclear receptor activity; zinc ion binding; RNA polymerase II cis-regulatory region sequence-specific DNA binding. Gene Ontology annotation, biological process: regulation of transcription by RNA polymerase II. Bases 507 to 2273 code for a protein of 588 amino acids. The transcript has 8 exons. Lineage: Eukaryota; Metazoa; Chordata; Actinopteri; Anguilliformes; Anguillidae. The record is from RefSeq and is a predicted model, not a curated record.
CCUGAAAACGUGGUCGGUGGGGGUGUCUUGUGUGUAUUAGUGGGUGUGUACAGCUUGUUUGACAGUUCUCCCUGGAAGGCGCUUAUGACUGUACACGGGCACUAGGCUCAAUUCUUGGAAUCUGUGCAAACGCUUGCUCUUUAGUUGUGGCACAAGCGCUCACACAACACUUUCAACAAACCAAGCAAUCGGUAAAGGGAAGCAAGAGAGGACAGAUUGGAAAUCAGACCUUGUCGCUUCUACGUACCUGAGAUACAGUUUGCAUUUAUGCUAUAUAUGUGUUAGUAUUCAGAUUCGAUUCGAUUUUGUUCAUUUUUAGCGGGUUGACACAACCCCCUCAUGCCCUAUGCACAAUUUAUUUUAUCUGUUCUUUGGAGAAGACGCUUUAUGAUCGGAAACUUCAUGACUCUUUCACCCAUAUCAACACGACUUCUCCUUACUGCUACACAGAGACAAACAACGUCAAUACAUUUAUAAUUCAUUCCAAGCAGCUAGAACAAACAACGAUGGAUAACAGUCCAGGGAGUGUGAUUCUCUAUGCAGGGUCCUCUGGCAGUGCCAGCCCCAGCCCUGGCAGCCCCUCCAGCGGGUACCAGACGCAGUCGCCGUCCUCCCACUCCCAGCCCUCAUCCCCAGAGGAGGUCUCCUUCACUGAGAUCGGGCCCCUGAAGCAGAGAGGAGGGGGCAGGGGCACCCCUCCCUCACCCAAGCUGGUCUUCCAGUUCCCCGAGGUCACCAACACCCCGGCCCCUGCCCCCGCCCCAUCUUCUGCCCCUUCCCAGCACACCUACUCCUACCCCAUCGUGGGAAAGAGGCCCUGUGGGUUCACCGGAACCUUCUCGAAGACUGGAGGGAUGGUGCUCCUGUGCAAGGUGUGUGGGGACAUCGCGUCAGGGUUCCAUUACGGAGUCCAUGCCUGUGAGGGCUGCAAGGGCUUCUUCCGCCGGAGCAUCCAGCAGAACAUCCACUACAAGAUGUGCGUGAAGAACGAGAACUGCCUGAUCAUGCGCAUGAACCGCAACCGCUGCCAGCACUGCCGCUUCAAGAAGUGCCUCUCCGUGGGCAUGUCCCGAGACGCUGUGCGUUUCGGGCGCAUCCCUAAGCGUGAGAAGCAGCGGCUCCUGGACGAAAUGCAGAGCUACAUGAACAGCCUCAACGAAUCGGCGGCCAUGGACAUAGACUCCUCUCCCCCUCCCGAGACCCCACCCAGCCCGGGGGAGAACCAGUCGGAUGAGGCCAUCGGCACCAUCUCCCAAGCCUACCGCGACAUCUUUGUGAGCGGGCAAGACAGACUGGGCAAGAAAGGCAGCAGCAACAGCAGCAGCAGCAACAACAACAAGAACAACAACAACUCUUCCUCAUUUCAGGGCAUUCCCUCUCCCAGCUACGCCCAACCUCACCCCCAAACUCUCCCUGCCCAGGGGUACAACUCAUACCCCGCGACAGGCUAUCAAGCCGCUCCCCGCUGCCCCGUCACCCCACGCGACAACAGCCCCACCUUCGCCUUUGUGGACAACGGCCGUAUCAGCUACCCUGCCACAUCCAAUCAGAGGCAGUCUCAGCUCAACGUAGCCCCGCCCCCUCAGUCCUACCCUGCUAACUACAACAGCUACUCCAACAGCGAGACCCAAAAUCAACCCUCCUGUCCCUGGAGGAUGAGUCCAGGCACCAAAGUUCUGGCGUGCCCCCUGAACGCGUGCCCCGUGUCGCCCGCGGGACGCUCCAGCCAGCAGGUGUGGGAGUCUUUCUCCCAGUGCUUCACGCCGGCGGUGCGCGAGGUGGUGGAGUUCGCCAAGAACAUCCCGGGCUUCCAGAACCUGAGCCAGCAAGACCAGGUCAUGCUGCUCAAAGCCGGAACGUUCCAGGUUCUGAUGGUCCGGUUCUGCUCGCUGUUCAACCCAAAGGAGCGGACGGUGACCUUCCUGAACGGGCAAACGUACCCGCUGUCGGCUCUCCGGGCUCUGGGCAUGGGCUCGCUGCUGGACGCCAUGUUCGAUUUCAGCGAGAAGCUUGCGGCUCUGGGCCUGGAGGCCGACGAGAUGGCGCUCUUCAUGGCCGUGGUGCUGGUGUCUGCAGACCGCACCGGCAUCGUGGAUGUGGGGGCAGUGGAGCAGCUGCAGGAAGGCCUGAUCCGCGCCCUGCGCUCCCUCAUCACGCGCCGUCGCCCCGACGACAGCACCCUCUUCCCCAAGCUGCUUCUGCGCCUGCCGGACCUUCGCACCCUCAACAACCUGCACUCCGACAAGCUGCUGGCUUUCCGCAUCGACCCCUAAGCCACCCCCUCCACCGGGGGGGCCCGGGUCACACGGCGGGAGAGCUCCGCGCAGCAGACUUCAGGUGUGACAAAAUGAGCGAAUAAGAAUCACCUGGGACCCUUUUCAAAAAUGGAGGGAGGUGGAUUCUUCUAGAAGGGCUGGACUGACGAUGGACGAAACAGCGGCGCGUAUGGCCCCUGGUUUCAUCGUUAUCGUUUUUUUGGUGUGUGAAAAAGACACGUCAAAACUUCCUGGGGGACUUCUCAGCGCCCUUCACGGGUCAUCACGUCCUCCCGUGCCGGUCGCCUCAACCCCGCCUCCCCGGGCAAUGCGGGAGGGGGGAAUGGGAGGGGAAGCGCGUUAGCCCCGCCUCUUUUUCUCAACAUUCAGCCCUGCUGCGCUGACCUUCUGAAGACCAAACAGCUACGUCUCAUCUGUCUCAUUCCUCCCGGUCUCUCCCACCAUUUCCAAUCCGCCAGCUGACUGCGCAAAAUGGCUUCCGAGAGAACAUUUACUCUCAACAAACUUGAAUUGUAUGUACAUGCAAGAGAAAGGGAAUCUGUACACUGUAUAUUUUAUAAUACAAAUGUGUAUUCAAGUGUAUACAUAAUGUACUAUGUACACACAAACAUAAAUAUAUAUAUUUUACUCAUUACCUUGAGUGAGAGGUUGCCAUUUUAAUACAUCAGUAGCCAUCUGUAUUGGAAUACAAUAGUGGAAUAGAUUGGCAACGCUAUCUUAGACUGCACAUUGCACAUGCACUGUAUUAAUCACUCGUUCCUUUGGGCUAUUGUGUCUAAAAAGACGGGAGUGCACAUUGGAAAUGAGCAGUUUCCAAUUCGGUUGUUUGAAAAUGAAGAUUCAUUAAAAAUGGAUGUCAAGAUGUGCAGCGAUAAAAAUGGAUCUUCGUAAUUCGCAUGGGCAACAUCUGGAACGCCGACACCACCAGCACAUUUAUACCCACGUUAUGUGGGCUGUGUAAAUAAAUUAUUUUUUUGUUGUUGUAAAUACUAUAAUGCUUCUGUAUUGAAAUGUUCUGGGUUGGUGAUUUUUCAGUGCCAGAUCAGAACCAUGAGAGUGAAUCAGGGGUCCUUACAUGAAAGUGUGUGAAUGUGUGGGGGAGAGGGGUGGGGGAAGGAAGAGCUGAGCCUAACUAGUAUCCCUGGUGGAUGGAAGGACCUUGGCAUUGGAGUCAAAUCAAUACACGACACACGCGCACACACACACUCAAUGAAACCUUUUAGUGGAGAAGGUAAAUCAAAAUCUGUCUUGCUUGACUGUAAUUUGUUCAUGACUUUGAUUAUGAUGAUUGAUUGCUCCCUGUAUAUUUUGUAUAUGUUUCCUGUUUAUCUUCCAUAGAAUCAAUAUAAAGAUGAUAUUAUAUACUGUU